Sciurus carolinensis (gray squirrel) is the source of this 5776-nucleotide messenger RNA. It is a transcript of the gene Wdfy1, whose product is annotated as WD repeat and FYVE domain containing 1. The transcript is spliced from 12 exons. Bases 1496 to 2530 code for a protein of 344 amino acids. Lineage: Eukaryota; Metazoa; Chordata; Mammalia; Rodentia; Sciuridae. Gene Ontology annotation, molecular function: protein binding; metal ion binding. The record is from RefSeq and is a predicted model, not a curated record.
CGCGCGGCCGGGGCGCGCCGGGGCGCGCCGGGGCGCGGGGCGGAGGGGUCCGCCGCUCCGGCGCUCCCGCACUGACGCGCGGCCCGGCGCCCCCACGUCCCUCGCGUCCUCUGAGAUCCCGGAGGCCUCCCGCGGGUCCUCCCGCCUCCGCCGACCGCGCCCGUCGGGCCGGGACCCCUGUCCCCGCGCGCCCUUCCGGCCCGGGUGCUAAUUCCCACCGCGCCUCUCCACUUCGGGGCCCGGGCACUCCCGUCCCCACCGCGCCCCCAGCUCCGGACCUCGGUCUCCUCCGCGCCCUUUCACUUCGGGACCCCGGGACUCCCGUCUCCACCGCGCCUCUCGGACCAGGAAGCUAGUCCCCACCGCUCCCCUCUACCUCGGGACCCAGGGACCCCGGUCUCCACCGCGCCCCUCGGGCUCGGGACCCCGGGACUCCCGUCUCCUCCGCGCCCCUCCAGCCCGGGACCGCCGUCCCCCCUCCGCUCUUCCGACCAGGGAGCUAGUCUCCACUACGCCCCUCCAGCGUGGGAUCCAAGUCCCCUGACACGGGACCCCCACCCCCUCCAAGCCAGGACCUGGUGCUACUCCUGCCCAGAACCUUCGCUUCCUUUCUUUCCUUUCACCUGGCACUCGACUCAGGAAUUUCUUGGCCCUCCCAGGCCAGUUCCAAGUCGCCUCCCCGAGUCUGGAGGACUGACGGUUGGUUACAGCGGUUCUGGGUUCUGGCGCGGGAUACUUUUCCCUGCAAAGAACUUCCAGGGUUAUUCACCUCUUCCUUCUGGAACUGGGGUUUACACCUCCCUGCCUUAUGCCAGGCCUCAAGAUCAGUUAUUUUCGCCACAGCUGUUAGAACCACCAGAAUUCUUAUUUAUUAAGAAGUUUUUAAGUAGUCUUUUUAAAUAAAAGUGAUGACUGUCUUUUUAAAAGAACAGAUGCAUUUAUUUACAAAGAAAAUUUAUUUUCACCUCCACCUUUAGGAAAACUGUCAGCACUAUAAAGAAUAAACUAAGACUCUUUAGCUGUGUGCACACAAAGACUUGUCUUGUACUACUGAGAUAUCCUGCUUUGGACUCCCCACACACUUUGGAAGCAUUGAUUUGAUCCAGUUUUCUCAUUUUACCCAAGAGGAAACUGAGGACAGGGAGGUGAAACUGGUUAGUUUGAGUCACAGACAUACUGGUGAAGCCACGACCCAGGACUUCCCUCUGCUCACUGGUCUUCAGGGGAAUGUAACUGUAUUGGAACAGUAUUACUUCUUUUAAAACUUGAGCACCUUUAAAACCGUAAACGUGUAAUACUUGAGUGGCUUUCUGGUGGGAAUGUGAAGGUGUUUAUUGAGUGAACUGUUUUGCCUUGUUACAAUGAGCCGUCUUAAGUAGUGAUGUGCCAAAAGUCGAAAGAUUUUGUGGAAGAUGGAAGGUACUGCUGUUGAAGAACCAUUCGAGUAUGGCUGAAAAGAGACAGUGGCCAGUACUGGCCCAGCAUUUACCACACAAUGGCCUCCCCUUGUUCUGCUAUGGCUUACCAUCAUGAUAGCAGACGGAUAUUCGUGGGCCAGGAUAAUGGAGCUGUAAUGGAAUUUCAUGUUUCUGAAGAUUUUAAUAAAAUGAACUUUAUCAAGACCUACCCAGCUCAUCAGAACCGGGUGUCUGCCAUCAUCUUCAGCUUGGCCGCAGAGUGGGUGAUCAGCACUGGCCACGACAAGUGUGUCAGCUGGAUGUGCACCCGGAGUGGGAACAUGCUGGGGCGACACUUCUUCGCUUCCUGGGCUUCGUGUUUACAAUAUGACUUUGAUACUCAGUAUGCUUUUGUUGGUGAUUAUUCUGGACAGAUCACCCUGCUGAAGCUUGAACAGAGCACGUGUUCAGUUAUCACAACCCUCAAAGGACAUGAAGGGAGUGUUGCUUGCCUCUGGUGGGAUCCUAUUCAACGGUUACUCUUCUCAGGAGCUUCUGACAACAGCAUCAUCAUGUGGGACAUUGGGGGCAGGAAAGGCCGGACGCUCUUGCUUCAGGGCCAUCAUGACAGGGUGCAGUCGCUGUGUUACCUGCAACUAACAAGGCAGCUCGUCUCCUGUUCCUCGGAUGGUGGAAUUGCAGUGUGGAACAUGGAUGUUAGCAGAGAAGAGGCUCCUCAGUGGUUGGAAAGUGAUUCCUGUCAGAAAUGUGAGCAGCCCUUUUUCUGGAACAUAAAGCAGAUGUGGGACACCAAGACGCUGGGGCUGAGACAACAUCACUGCAGGAAGUGUGGGCAGGCCGUGUGUGGGAAGUGCAGCAGCAAACGCUCCAGCUACCCCAUCAUGGGUUUUGAGUUCCAGGUCCGCGUGUGUGAUUCGUGUUAUGACUCCAUCAAAGAUGAAGAUCGGACCUCCCUAGCAACCUUUCAUGAAGGCAAGCAUAACAUCUCCCACAUGUCCAUGGACAUUGCUAGGGGACUGAUGGUGACCUGUGGGACUGACCGUGUGGUAAAGAUAUGGGACAUGACGCCUGUGGUGGGCUGCAGCCUGGCAACUGGGUUUUCUCCACACUGAUCCGGGAGCUGGGUGAUAUCUACACCUUACGAACAGUGGCCUCCACCAAAUGAAGUCCUUCCCACAUAGCUCCACGGCAACUGUCACAAGAUGGGCAGUAGCCACCUAAAAACAAAUCAACAUUUUUUAAAAGAAAAAAAUGUAAAGGUGUGUUUUUGGGCACUUGUGGAACUUACCUGUGGGAACUAAUGUGGAAAAGGUCUGUCUGCAGUGGUUCCCUGAGGAAUGAAAUUACUUCAACAAAAAUUCCUCAGGAACAGUGACCUCAUGGGUAAGGAAGGCGUAAUCUAGCAGAUGAGUUUUAGAGGGAGAAGAAGAAAAAAACGAACAAACAGUUAAUACUUAAAUCUUCCUGAAAGCAGUCCCAAGUACGAACACGUGUCCACUCAGACUAGCAGGCCUUUGUUGGAGCAGGUUGUUAGGGGUCCCUUUCUCCAGGGGUGCAACAGAAAGUGAGGAAACCAGAGGCCUCUCCCCGUGUGCUGGCAACACGUGAAUACUCUGUCCUUGGUUGUUGAUAAUUUAUAGACGUCUGUUCUCUGCAGGUGGCACCGUACUCUGCACUUAGCACUAGCUCACCUCUCUUGUUCCUCUCAGCUAGUGUGCCGUGGGCGAACUUAGCAAUUGUCCUUGAGUUGAGAAAUUUCUACAGUAACCAAGACAGUCCACGUUUUCCCUUUCCCUCAAAUGUGCUCUGAGGACACAGCUUUUGUAUGGUGCUGUUAACAUGGGAGUCACACAAACCACCUGACACUUUCUCAUUUCAGCUAGUAGUGACUAAUGGAGACUCAGCUGCCCGUAUGGUGGUGAUGGGAAAGAGCAGUCUGCUUCAUGGAGCCCAGCCUUCCUCAGACCCAUUUUCCCUGUAGUCCCAAGACGAGCCCCUGAGAGAUUGUGGGAAUUUAAUAUGCUCCUCAGAAAAGCUCCCAAGGCUUCUAAGUGAUGCUGACUUUUAGCUGUAACUGGUUUAUCUGUAUGUCAUAAGAGGAAGUUGGUGGCCCACAGCUUAAUCGUCCAUCAGGUCUUGUACAGUGAUCCCUAACUCCUAGAUCACUUUCACAACUCUCAAAAGUUGUUGUUUAAAAUGCAUUUUUAAAGCUUUUGACCAAGAGUACGGAAUGAGGAAGAAACGGAAUGGUAACCUGUCUUUUAAUAGUCAGAUAGUUCUCUGUGUGUUUGCUUUAACAGCACCUGUAUCUGGUUUGGGGUUAAGAAGUGAGUGGAGAAGCGCUUACCUUUUGAAGGGACUAAUGUAAAAAUAGAUAGCAACAGUAUCUCUGUUAAUUUUACUAAUGGGUAUGGAUUAAAAAAAACUUCUACAUCACUGUAUUGGGAUCAUAUCAAGACAAUGUCACCAUGCUGUAUGAUAAGCUAGAGGACUAAUCUGCUUUAUAAGCAUGUUUUAUGGGGGCAAAAAAAUUAAGACAGGCAAUUAAGGAAAGUUGUCUUAAUGACACAAAAAAAUAACUUUGGAAAGGGAAGCAGCAGGCUCACUGUGUUCUGGAAUGGUCUGCAUUAGAAGUUGAAUUGUUCUUAGAAAUAAGAAUGAAGGGUCUUGUUGCUCCUUAUAAUUUUUGUGUUACAUCACCUGAAAAAAUGUGUUUCCUUAAAAAACACUUCCUAGACUCUGAAAAAUGUGUAUUACUAACAAUGUGGAAGACAAAUUGAAUAAUGCUGACUUUUAAACCAUAGGAUUGAAUAUUCAGCUUCAUGUUUUAACUUCACUCAGUCAGUGGUUCAGCCCAAACAAAAGUGCUUUUCUCUGGGAAUUUAGUCCUGAAAGGAGAGUAGAAGGUGUUGGAGCCCUUGCCCUCUGGAGCAGUACUGCCCUGUGGCUGUGUUUUCCUUCAACUUCUGUAAAAUAUGUCCUUCUAAUGCCUGUGGCAGAUGGAACAGAAUAUCACGGCUACUGAGAAUACGCCGCAUCUUUCCAACUUUUUAUUUUAAAAAAUUUUUGAUGAACAACCCUGUGUUCCAUAGAGAACACAGAAUUGUUUUAGGCCUUCUAAGGCAUUAAUAUUAAUCAAGGAAGAAAAUUAUAUUUAAGGAGGAAUUGGUGUGAGGUACCUUAGAAAGGAGAGGACAGUGUUUAGAUAUGGUUUACUCUUUGCCUGGGCCUGUAAUCUCUUUUCAUUUUAAAAAUGUGCUUGCCAGGCUGAUCUUGUCUCUGUCACUUGUAAGGUUGCAAAUGCAGUAAUAUUUUUGAUAGAGGUGGGAGAAAAUUAUUUUCUCAGUUACUGACUAGGCACACAGGGAAGGUACAGAUAGGCUGAUAGUAAUUGCCUUAUUUUGACUGUGUUUCUCUUAAACGGGUCACUUAAGAUAGUUCUUCAUAUUGCAGUUUACUGUUCUUUCCAUUCCUGAAUCUUCAAGCUAAUUUGUACAAAUAGGGACUACGAAGUACAGAAUAUUAGAGAGGAUCCUUAUAUUUAGAUCUAGAAUGUAUGUGAUAAGGAAAUGCCAAUUCUUCAUUAUCAACAUAUUUUGAAAUCAUCCGUUUUUAAAUCAGUCCAAGUGAUAGCAAUACCCCUGUAGUGUUAGGUAGAAACAUGUUGUUAUUCACUACUUUGUAAAUCUCUGUUUACCAUGUCCUACUUCUGUCUUGCUACCUAGAGAAUAUAAACAAAAAAUAUUACUCUAGAACACACCACUUUAUUCUCCCUUUCAAGGAUUCAGUUUGCUAGUAUCUGUAUUUUUUAAAACUGUUGAAACUGACCCAAAUAUAUAAUAAAAACCAUAGCAGCUCAGACCCCAGGAGAUAUUUUCUAAAAUCAAUUUUCAUUAAAGUUCUUUCUUCUUCUGUUACUGAAUGUGGUAUCUCCUGAAAAAUAAGAAACCAAUUAUUAAUGACAAACCAUCUGCUCAUUAGAUAUGUGAGGUUUAACAAAUAAGUAAUACAUGCUAUAUUUAUUCUAUUGCUUAAUUGUUAAUUGUGAGCAGAUUAUCAAAUGCCUCCUCUAUUUUAUGUAGUUUACAGUAACUCUUUGAGUAAGUUGAAGUUUAAUUGUGCAGCAAAUUUAUAUUAGAGUACAAUUUAAAGUGUUUUUCUCUAUAGUCUUUUUUGACUGGGGAAGCAGAGGGUGAUAUUCAUUAGUACACUUUGUUCUUGUACUAGCCGUUUCUAGAAGAUAUGGUGCCCUGCAUAUCCCAGAGAGGCUAGAAAACUUGGUUCUCUGUUCCUAUUGUGGGAUCUGUUUUUGUGUUUUUUUGAGGAUAUGCAUACAAUAAAAUAUUCCUUGCUUGUUA